CAAUUGACAGUGACACUGAUAAAUAACUGUCAUCUUAAAUUUAAGGUUUUCGUGUUCGUUUUAAUGAAUUUUUGAAUAAAAAUUUACAUUUCUUCUAAUAGUAUAUACACAUAGUUGAACAGCAGAGAAAUAAUGUCCUUGUCACCCUGGUUAAAAUCACCUUUCACUGAUUUAACAGGAUCUUUGGUAAAUCAUCAAUGGUAUGGAGAAUGUGCCGACCUCGAAUUGAAAGUUUUGGAUUGUUUGGAAGCCUAUGGUUUAGAUAGGGGCUUGAAGAAGUGCGAUUUACUCAUCGAUGAUUUUAGAGAAUGCUCUUUGAGAACCAAACAAUUUAAGAGGAUGCAAGCUAUGAGAAAUGAGAGGCACCGUCAGUAUUUUGCUGGUGAAAGAACCAAAGAAGAGAAAUAUGCCAAAGCACCCACUCCUGAUAGCUAUUAAACACAAUUGUAUAAGUGAGGAUUCUUGUAGAUGAUAUAGUUCUAUUUAAAUAAAUUCUAAUAAAACGUU
This is a messenger RNA of Diorhabda carinulata, 507 nucleotides long. RefSeq lists its product as uncharacterized. The record is from RefSeq and is a predicted model, not a curated record. The transcript has 2 exons. The coding region runs from base 133 to 438 and encodes 101 amino acids. Lineage: Eukaryota; Metazoa; Arthropoda; Insecta; Coleoptera; Chrysomelidae.